AUGGUCGUCCUUCCUUCCGUCAUUCGAUUCUCAACGCGCUCGCUACGAUAUUCACGCUCGACGUCAGUACGUUUACUGUCUACUACAGCUCCUUUUGAUACACAGGUACCACACUAUGACGUAGUUGUCGUAGGUGGCGGUAUAAUAGGCUCUGCUUUGGCCUGUCAAUUAAAAAGUAGCCCCGUAUUCAAGGGCAAGAAUGUUGCAGUCAUUGAGACCAUAGCACCCCCUAUUGCUCCGUCUGUAGAAACAGACUCACCCGAUCUUCGUGUGUUUACUAUUACGCCAGCCAGUAAACGGGUACUGGAAAGCACUGGUGCUUGGAACCUCCUUGCUGACUGUAAUAAGGCCGUAUUCAAAGACAUGCAGGUCUGGGACGCCAUGGGGGACGGAUUCAUCCGUUUUGAUGCGAAAAAGGUGCAAAAGGACGUACUGGGCUAUGUACUGGAGCAUCGUGUACUGGUGCGUGCAUUGCACGACCGUAUGAACCAAUUGAAAGCUGACGCGGAUGACAGCGCUCCAUUGAAACUCUAUUGUCCUGCUAAAGUCAAGCACUUUCAGCGUCCUACUUCGGUAUCAGGUAUUUCUGAGAUUGGUCUUGAAGAUGGACAACGUAUGAAGGCGGACCUGGUGGUAGCUGCGGAUGGUGGUAAUUCCAUUAUUCGUACGCUCUCGGCUCUUGGAACUUGGGGAUGGGAUUAUGAUCAGCAGGCUGUCGUUGCAACGGUUGAAACCGACCGUGUCAAUGAGACAGCUUGGCAACGGUUCUAUCCUACCGGUCCUGUGGCUCUAUUGCCGAUGCGUGACGGCUACUCGUCUGUGGUUUGGUCGUGCUCAGCUGAUAUGGCAAAAGAACUUACAGCGCUCAGCUCUGAUGAAUUCGUGGCUCGUCUGAAUGAUGCCUACGCUGCCCCAUCGAUGACACCCGUGCCUCCUGAGUUUCCGGGUAUUCCAGUGCUGUCGGACUUGGUGCAGGGCGUGCAUCACGCUGCACACACGAUCAUGUCGGCGGCGGCUCUAUCGGAUCCGUUUGUCGCUCCGCCAAAGGCUGUGGCGACAGUGGGUCAUCGCUUUGCCUUUCCACUCAAGCUGAAGCACGCGACCAAGUACAUAAAGCCAGGUCUUGCCCUUGUGGGUGACUCCGCGCACACGAUCCACCCGCUUGCUGGUCAGGGUCUGAACCUUGGUCUAGGUGACGUGCAGUCUCUGAGCAAUCUCCUUGUUGAGGGUGUCAAGAGUGGUGAGAAUCUAUCAAGCGAGUACUUCCUGCAGCAGUACGAGGACGAACGUAUGAAGGCCAACAUCACUAUGCAGUUGGCCAUGGACGGUUUCAAGCGGAUGUUUGGCCCUACUCCCGAUGCGUUGUCUGUAGCACGCAACAUUGGCAUGGGCACGCUGAACGCCGCAGAGCCGCUCAAGAACGAGAUCAUGAAGUAUGCUAUGGGUUUGUAG
Messenger RNA from Peronospora farinosa, 1452 nucleotides. The record is from the annotation of a GenBank genome assembly. Lineage: Eukaryota; Oomycota; Peronosporomycetes; Peronosporales; Peronosporaceae.